This is a messenger RNA of Plutella xylostella (diamondback moth), 472 nucleotides long. RefSeq lists its product as uncharacterized. The record is from RefSeq and is a predicted model, not a curated record. NCBI's taxonomy places the organism in Eukaryota, Metazoa, Arthropoda, Insecta, Lepidoptera, Plutellidae.
UCACGCAUCACACACAAAACAUACUUCAUUACAAUACCUCGCGUAUUUCGGUGCGGCUUGUAUACAAUCCAAAAAUUUAACAUUUUUACUUUAAAAUGAAAUUAUCAAUAGUGCUGUGUGUGUUUCUCCUCUGUGUGGGGGUGUCCCUAGCCAGUGACCUCAUGGUAGGCACCAGCUAUAACAACCGCCUGGUGUAUCAACAGAAGGCGGAGUACAUGGCAUUCCCCUUCAAGAAGAGGGUGAAGACAGUGUUCUAUUCGGACCCGACACAGCAGAUUAUUAAGGGCGUGAUAGCUCGAGACCUGGACCACACGGAGGCGGUGGCCACGGUGAUCGCGGGCGGCGUGGGGACGCCCUACGUCAACAUACGGCUCAAGAGCCAGCGCGGCACCGCACUCAACUACCAGAUUGAAAUAUACGCCUAGAUGUGGAAAGAGGGAUGUUUUGUGUUGAAGUAAAUGAUUUGUGCGCU